GACAGUUGGUAUUUUGUUCUCGGUGAAAAUUAUCGUGUAUUCGUGUAUAAUAAAGUGUACAAGUGUAUUCAAAACUGUGUUGUGUGAUCAUAUAACUGUAUCCAUCAGUGAAAUUGUCGUUUUUAAGAUAUUUCUACCACGAUGACCUAACAACCUUCACGAUGCGGAAGCUGGCCCACCUCACCCUGGCCUGCUUGGUGGCUGCGUGCGCUCUCCACGCGACCCUCGGCUGCCCCUGGGCUUGCUCGUGCCGGGGGACAGUCACGGACUGCGCGCACAGGGGACUCCUGCACGUGCCAAAAAAACUGCCUGACACGCAUCGACUAGAUCUUCAAGGCAACAACAUAACGAUCGUGUUCCAAAGCGACUUUCAAAAUAUGAAGGAACUGAAAAUUUUGCAACUCUCCGAAAAUAUGAUACACACGAUCGAGAGGGAUGCGUUCUUAGAGCUGAACGGUUUGGAGAGACUGAAACUGAACAAUAAUCGUUUCGGGCAGUUGCCAGACGGUCUUUUCAUGAGACUGAGACAUCUCCAGAGACUAGAUCUGAGUCGGAACGAACUGACGGCUAUCAGCAGGCGCACGUUCAGAGGCUUGACGGCCUUGAAGAGCCUACAUUUGGACGGGAACCAGCUCAAAUGUAUCGACGAGAAGGCGUUUGAGAAUCUCAAGAGUCUAGAAGUAUUAACACUGAACGGGAACAACCUGACGUACCUGUCCCUGGAGCCGGCGACUGCCGCCAGGUUGCACACGCUGCGAUUGACCGACAACCCUGUCGUCUGCGACUGUCGAGUCGCAAGGCUGGCGAGCGCCGUGCGCGCAGCUUCUAUACCCCAAGUUGGGGCAAGAUGCCAAGCGCCGGCGGCUCUUAGAGGCGCCCUGCUGACAGAGCUGGAACCACAUGAGCUUAUUUGCAAUGGUCCAACAACAGCAAUAACAGCGGAAUGUUCGGCCGAGCCCCGCUGUCCCCCCCCCUGCAGGUGUACCCCCGAGGGUACAAUAGACUGUCGGGAAAAACUUCUCUCCGAGCUCCCGGCAACUAUACCGCAUAGGGCCACUGAAAUACGUCUAGAACAGAACGAGAUUACAGAAGUCGGUCCGGGAGCCUUCUCGGCCGUCAAGCGGGUAGCCAGGAUAGAUUUGUCUAACAACAAGAUAUCAAAACUGGCUGCUGAUGCUUUUUCUGGGUUAACGCAUCUCACAUCGCUAGUUUUGUACGGUAACAAAAUCAAGGAUUUGCCUUCUGGCAUGUUCCACGGGUUGACGUCUCUGCAACUGCUAUUGCUGAAUUCGAAUGAAAUCACGUGCGUCAGGAAAGACACAUUCAGGGAUUUGCAAAAUUUGAAACUUCUAUCAUUAUACGACAAUAAUAUCCGAACGAUACCGAACGGAACCUUCGAUUCUUUGAGUGGAAUACAGACGCUACACCUAGGUCGCAACCCGUUCGCAUGCGAUUGUUCGCUGCGCUGGCUGGCCGCGUACUUGCGACGCAAUCCGAUCGAAACGUCGGGCGCCAAGUGCGACUCGCCGAAACGCAGCAGUCGCAAGAGAAUAGACGCACUGAGGGAGGAGAAUUUUAAAUGCAAACCUGGUGAAGAAGCCUCUAACGCGUGCGGGUCGGCGGGCGCGUGCCCGGCCGCGUGCGCGUGCGAGUACGCGGCGCGCGCCGUGCGCGUGGCGUGCGCGCGCGCAGCGCUGGCGGAGGUGCCGAGGGAUCUGCCGCUCAAUACUGAUGCUUUGUUGAUGUCAGACAAUAAUCUGGGGCAGAUCAAAUCCGACGGCCUGUUUGGUCGCCUGCCGGACCUGACCAAACUGGACCUGAGAAAUAAUGGCAUCACCAUCAUAGAAGAUAACGCUUUCGACGGCGCCGCCAACAUCCAGGAAUUGUUCCUGGAUGGCAACCAAUUGAAGACAAUUACGGAUAAGAUGUUUUUCGGUCUUCACAGCUUGAGCGUUUUGUCACUCACAAACAAUAAGAUCCGAUGCAUUACACCUGGCGCUUUUGAUCACCUCACCACGCUCUCUACUCUGAAUCUGGAAUCGAAUCCGCUAGAGUGUACCUGCCACACCGCCUGGCUGUCCACCUGGCUUCGAACCCGUCGCCUCUCGCCGGCAGCCACCUGUUCUUCACCACCAGCCCUCAGCGGUGCCAGCCUGAGUAGAUUGGAUAUUACUGACUUCAAAUGUUCAGCGGAAGACAAGGGCUGCCUGGCUCCUGACUACUGCCCAGCGCCUUGCACUUGUACCGGUACCGUGGUGAGGUGCUCCAGGGCUCAGCUGACGGAGCCCCCGGCCAAUAUACCCAGGCACACCACUGAACUCUACUUAGAAUCCAAUGAGAUCGCCAGCAUCACGGCAGACCAGAUCCGCCACUUGACCCAGCUGACACGCCUGGACUUGUCCAACAAUAAAAUCAGCGUGCUCCCAAACAACACCUUCGAAGCUCUCAGCAAGUUGUCCACUUUGAUCGUCAGCUAUAACAGACUUCGAUGUGUUCAGCGUGACGCGUUAAAAGGCCUAACGCAACUCCGAGUGCUCUCCCUCCACGGUAAUAACAUUUCGAUGUUAGCCGACGGGGUCUUCAGAGACUUGGAAUCUAUUUCACAUGUCGCCCUGGGUUCGAACCCGCUAUAUUGCGAUUGCAACGCCCGCUGGCUGUCGGAGUGGGUCAAAAGCGCCGGGGAGUACGUCGAGGCGGGCAUUGCGAGGUGUGCAGAGCCUGCCGCCAUGAAAGACAAGCUCAUUCUCAGCACGCAGUCUUCAGCCUUCGUGUGCAAAGGCGAUCCCCCCUCAGAGAUAGUGUCGAAAUGUGACCGUUGCUACAACAACCCGUGCUCCAACGGCGGCACGUGUUCCCCCACCCCCCGCGGCGGGUUCACAUGCGCGUGCGCACGGGGCUACCACGGAGACACGUGCACGCAGCAGAUAGACGCGUGCUAUGGAUCGCCGUGUGCGAACGGCCAGUGUCAGUUGUUGGAAGAGGGCAGGUUCCACUGCGCCUGCCUCGCUGGCUACACCGGCAUCCGUUGCGAGGUCAACAUAGACGACUGUGUUGACCACCGUUGUCAGAAUAACGCGACAUGUGUUGACAUGUUGGAGGGAUACACUUGCAAGUGUGCACCCGGCUUUAUGGGCGAAUUCUGCGAGAAGAAAAUACCAUUCUGCACCACGGAAUUCAACCCGUGCGCUAACGGUGCGCAGUGCGCGGACCACGGCAGCCAUUACACGUGCGCGUGCCCACGCGGCUACUCCGGCCAGAACUGCACGGUCAAUGCUGAUGAUUGCGUGAACCAUAUGUGUCAGAACGGCGCCACGUGCGUGGACGGGCUGGACGAGUACCGCUGCGCGUGCGCCGCCGGGUUCGCCGGCCGCUACUGCGAGGCCGCGCCGCACGCCGCGCUCGGCACGUCGCCGUGUGCGCACCACGAGUGCGAGCACGGCGUCUGUUAUCUACCCGCUUUGGCUAUACAGGACGACAUUAUGAUGGAGAGGAGCGCCAUGGUGCCCCACGACUACCUGUGUAAAUGCGCGCCCGGCUACUCAGGUCGUUUCUGCGAAUAUCUCACAUCACUCACAUUCAACCACAACGAUUCCCUCGUCGAGUUGGAGCCGCUUCGUACCGCCCCCCAAGCCAACAUCACACUUGUUUUCAGUACCACACAGCAACACGGGGUUCUCAUGUAUUUUGGUGACAAUGAGCACCUCGCCGCUGAGCUGUUCAACGGCCGGGUCAGAGUCAGCUACGACGUGGGGAACUAUCCCACUUCAACCAUGUACAGUUUCGAAAUGGUCUCCGACGGUAAUUACCACAAGGCGGAGCUGAUAGCAAUCAAGAAGAACUUCACCCUGAGGGUCGACGGCGGCCCAGCCAGGUCCAUCAUCAACGAGGGUAGUAAAGAGUUCCUACGUCUGGAGAGGCCGAUGUACCUCGGAGGAGUCCCUGAAGAGGUCGCCACUGACGCGUUCUCAAAAUGGCACCUGAGAAAUAUCACCAGUUUCAAAGGCUGCCUGAAAGAAGCGUGGAUCAACCACAAGCGGGUGGACUUCACGAAUGCAAUCCGCGUGUCCCGCACGGCAGCCGGCUGCGGCGAGGAGGACACCCCCGCGCCCCCCAGCGUCUCCGCCGUCCAGGAGGACGCGGGGAAGCAUCAUCAGGACCCCUGCGUACCGAACCCCUGCGCCCGUGGAGGCCGCUGCGUUCGUGAGGAAGGUUCCUCAUCAGACUACACGUGUCGCUGCCGAGCCGGAACCGCUGGACCACAGUGCGAGCUGAGAGCUUCUAUCGGUGGAGCCCCAGUGAUCAGUCAGAGCAAGCUGCCGCCCAGAAAGCAGCAGGCGAUCAGCAAUGUCCAGGCCUCACCUGCCGCUCCACCCCCCAAACAGCAGUUGCCGGCGGAGCAUGCGCCCGGCGCCGCCAACAAUGGCGGAUGCAGGAAGGAAGCGACGCGGGAGUUCAUAUCGGAGGGCUCGUGCCGCAGCCGGCGCGCCGUGCGGGGCGCGCGCUGUGUGGCCUCGCGGACGGCGUGCGGUCGGCAGCACUGCUGCGCUCCGAGGAAGACUAAGAAGAGGAAGAUCCGCCUCGUCUGCUCGGACGGAACUCGCUACACCAAAGACAUAGAGAUUGUACGCAAAUGCGCAUGCGGCAAAAAGUGCACUAAAACAAGUCCGUUCUUACAUUAAAUCAGCUGUCUCUUUCAUUUCCAAAAACCACGUGUUUUUUUUCUUUAUUUUUAAUAGAAUAGCGACCCGCCCUGGCUUCGCACGGGUAGCAUUUAUACAUAUUAACCUUUUGAAUAACUCUAAAAAUACUGCAUCAAAAUCCGUUGUGUAGUUUUAAAGAUCUAAGCAUACAUACAUACAUACAGAUAAGACAGACGCGGGAAGUGAUAGGUAUUACUUUAUAUGUAUUUAUAGUGAUUUAGAUGGACCGAUCAAUUUUAUGAUUUAUGUUUUAGUAAGUACAUGAUUCUGAUCAUGGGACUUGUUCACGAACGUUGAUAUAAGUCUUAUGUUUCCUCUCUCUCUGACUCUAACAUUGAGAAAAGAGAUAGAAAAACAAGCUAAACGAUUGUCUUCUCAAAGUUCUUGAAUAGCCCCGCAAGUUUACAAAGAAAUGUAAAGAUUUUAUUUACUUAGAAAUCGUGGCAUCAAAUUUGGCGCGAAAAAAGCAUUAAAGUAACCAAUUCUCCCGCUUCGUUUAAGGACAGUCAGAGGUAUGGAAAUUAAUCCAAAAAUAAAUAAUUAAAUGUAAACACGCCUCAUUCUCUGUGGCAAACUACAUACCUACAUAUCUCAACUUGCCACGAUCCCUGCAUAUUACUUUCGCUUCAUCCUCUUUCAUCAUUAUUUUCGUACAAGCUCUUUUACGGGUAUAUCUUUUAACGCAUCACAAAUAUAAUUUAAUCCGCCCCGCUACGGAAGUAUCGCAGAAGCUAUUAAAUUAAUGUUAAAAUAAGUAUUGUACUCAAAAUGUAUUCUUUAACAAAAAUGAUCUGCGCAAGUGUUACCUAUAGUAAGUCACAGUUUGACAAAUUUUGCUUAACCCUUUGACCGUCAUGGAAGUCCAAAUGAAUAACCCUUAUUCCAAAAAAAAAAAAUACGAUAUAAUAAAAUAAUGACCGCGGCCUGGUACGCUUGUAACGUUCAAAAUGGUUGACAUAAUUUGAUAACUAGCUAUAAUCAUCAUUAAUAUUUGAUUUUUUUUAACAAUGAAAGACGUAGACCACAUAAAAUAACGAAUUUAUAAUAAGACUUGUAGUCACGGCCUAAUAUACAACUUGUAACCUAGAUGUAUACAGAUUUAGACCUCACAAUAUACAUAACUACCCCUUUUGUAUAAUAUAUUGAAUGAAAUCACAUUAUCAAAUAUUCACUUUUAAUAGAUUGUUUUUAAGUUUGACUAAUAAUUACGUAUGCAAAAUUUACAAGUUAUUUAGACCUAAUAUUACACUAACUACCUACUUGUAAAAUGAUUUCAAAUUACAGUUGCUUUUUCAAUAAAUUAUGUGUUCAUUUGAUGUAUAAUUAUAAAAAAAUAUAUUUAUUAUUAUAGUUGUUUAUUGAUUUAGUAUUAUUAAGAUAUAUUUAGGAUAUUAAGCAUAAUUCAAACAAAAAUAUUAACAGUAUGGUGAUUAAUUUUGAUUAAAAAUUUACUUAUCAGCUUUGUCUGUUUAUUUUUUAGAAUAUUGAUUUAUAAAUUACAAUUAAUGAAAUUAUAAUUUAAAAUAUAGUAUAGUUAGUAUUUUCAUAUAAACCACAUUUCCCCCAAAAAGCUGGAAAGAGUCUAAUGGCCUAAUAAUGUCCAAAUGAAUUUAAAAUAAAUAUAGAUACCAACUUUAAAAAGUAAUAUAUACCUCUUGGUACCUAUUUAAAAAACAAAAUGGAUUGUUUUUUAAUUAAUUAUUGUCGACAUUUCCAGUCCAUUACACACAGCCAUACCUAUUGACCCUGACGCCACUAAUUUUAAAAAUAAAAAUAGAAAAUUAAUUUAAAACAAGAAUGUGGUUGUUAUGAACUGUUUUGCCGCUCUCUGCCAUAGGUUUAUAUACGUGUAAGUUGUAGUUAUAUUGUGUAUAACCCCAGUAUUUUUUACCGUGUACGUGGUUUAUUGCGAUUAUCCGUGUACUAAACAUAUUUGUUUAACUUCGUAUUUUAAAAACGACAAAAACAUCUCGCAUUUGGUGUCUGCCCCAAAAAAUAAUGGUUUGGUCGCAUAUAAUCGCAGAAACCUAUAUCAAUAUGUUAGUAAAUUAUGUACCUAUAUCGUAUGUAUGAUCCACAGUUAUAUAAUUUGACUGAAAAUCUUUUGUAUAAAAAUAAUAUUUACUAUUUAUUGCUAUUGUUUUGCUAACUGCUUUAGGCAUUGUACAUUGUAGAUUUUUAUAUAAAAGUAAUUAUAGCUUAGUGUUUAGAAUGAAAUGUUUACAAUAAUUUUAAUGCAUUCCGUAUUUAUUCGAAUUUCUACCAAAAUGGUAGUUCGCCGGCAUCUAUACGCCACUGUAGAAAUUUCGUAUUCGUAAUACUGUAACAACGCAUUUAUUUAUGGACCUAACUUAUUAUUAUAUAUCGUCAGUAUUAAAGUUUAUUAAUAUUACAUAAUAAUUUAGUGAAGAAUCUACAAAAAUCCCUGACACUGCCAUUUUCAUUGCCAUAUCAUCGGAAUAUGCGUUUUUAGUAGAUUUUUCUUAAAUUCUAGUGUAAGAAUAAGGUGCAGUUCGGCUGCGCAGAUAAUGUUAAGCUUUAAGUAUGUACCUAGGUGGAUGUGUUGCUAGACGCGCCCAAAUGCAUGCGCUUUUUAUCGAUAAAUAAAGAUAUGCCAUUUAUAAUUUAUUUGAUGUAAU
Messenger RNA from Amyelois transitella, 7339 nucleotides. RefSeq names its product protein slit (gene sli). NCBI's taxonomy places the organism in Eukaryota, Metazoa, Arthropoda, Insecta, Lepidoptera, Pyralidae. The transcript is spliced from 38 exons. The record is from RefSeq and is a predicted model, not a curated record. The coding region runs from base 162 to 4679 and encodes 1505 amino acids. Gene Ontology annotation, molecular function: Roundabout binding; heparin binding; calcium ion binding. Gene Ontology annotation, biological process: negative chemotaxis; axon guidance.